AUGGUGAGUCACGGUGGCAGGACCACGGUAGCCAAGUACCUCUUCACGCGGCUGCGCCAGCAGGGCGUGCACGCCAUCCACGGCGUGCCCGGCGACUUCACGCUCAGGGCGCUCGACUACAUCGCGCCGGCCGGGGUGAAAUGGGUGGGCACCUGCAACGAGCUGAGCGCGGGGUACGCCGCGGACGGGUACGCGCGGGUGCGCGGUCUCGGGGCGCUGCUGACGACGUACGGCGUGGGGGAGCUGAGCGCCAUCAACGCCGUCGCGGGCAGCUUCAGCGAACACGUCCCCGUGGUGUCGAUCGUGGGGACCCCCCAGCGCCGGCUGCAGGACCAGAGGAGGAACGUCCACCACACCCUCGGCGACGGGCGGCCCAGGGUCUUCGCCGAGAUGGCCAGGCACGUCACCGUCGCGCAGGCGAACCUUGUCGACGAAGCCACCGCACCUGCGCAGAUUGAUCGGACCAUCCUCGCCGCGCUGAGGGAGAGCAGGCCCGCGUACAUCGAGCUUCCGGCGGACAUGGCGUCCAAGGAAGUGGUCGACGGGGAGAGACUGCUCGAGGAGUCACUGUCCACGAAAGACGUGACCGCUGGCGACGACACCGACGAGUUGGAGAAGAAGAAUAAUCGCGAGAGGAAACUCGUCGACCAUCUCUUGCAAAAGAUCUACGGCGCCAAACAGCCCCUGGUGCUGGUCGACAGCGGCGGCGGCGUGCGACAACUGCGCGGUGCGAUCAACGCUUUUGUCCACGCCUCGGGGAUCCCCACGCUGUGCAUGCCCUCGGGCAACGGCAUGGUCGAGCACGCCCUCCCAAACUACUACGGCGUCCACUCGGGCCCCGUCGGGCAGAUCGACACGAUGCCGUACGUGCGCGACGCGGACCUGGUGAUCGCCUUUGGGCCCAUGUUCUCCGACACGCAGACGCUGUCGUGGAAGGUCGUCCCAGAGGCCGACAGGACGAUUACGCUGGAGAAGAACUCGAUCCACGAUCCUACCGGUCCCAGGCCAAUCACGGACGCCGGGGCCAAGAAGGGAUCCAUCAAUCUCGAACGAUUCCUCGCCCGGCUGACCCGCCAAAUUGAUCGCGCGGCCGUUGCGUCGCCCGACGUCACGUCUCUGGGGGAUUUCCGCACAAUCCAGCCGCCAGCCUAUGCGGGUGCGGGUGUUGACCUCGACGCCCCCAUCGACCAAACGUCCUUCUACCUCCGGCUCAGCGCGUACCUUCGACCGCACGACAUCGUGGUGCUGGGAAACGCGACACCGAUCCUCGGUGGUCGGGAUCUCGUUCUGCCCAGGGGGGCCCAAACCAUCGCGUCGGGCCAGUGGUUCUCGAUCGGACACAUGCUGCCACUGACCAUGGGUGUGAGUUUGGCUCGACAGCAUACACAUCAUCAACAUGGUUUUCAUCACCAACGGGAUGCUCACGGAAAUCCAACACGAACAACACAGUCACCGGUCCCCCGCGGCCGCACGAUCCUCCUCGACGGCGACGGCGGCUUCCAAGUCACAGUGCAGGAACUGGGCACCAUGAUCCGCUACAGGAUCCCCGCAACCAUCUUCCUGGUCAACAACGCCGGGUACGCGUACGAGCGCCAGAUCCACGGCAUGCAUGAGGACUACAACGACCUGGCGCCGUGGCGGUACGGGGAGUUGGCACGCGCUUUUGGCGCGAGCGACGAACGGGAACAGCUCUCCAACUCCAACUCCAAGACGGUGGUGCGGUCACGUUCGUCAUCUGAUGGGCCUAUGGACGACAGGGAUGGCGAUGACUCCGUUGAAAAUGACGAGAGUGAUUCCUACCCCGUGCGCACCUACGAGGUCUCGACCUGGCGCCACCUCGACGAGUUACUCGCCGACAAGGCCUUUUGUCGAGGUCGAGGCCUGCACUUUGUCGACGUGCGGAUGGGCAAGUUUGACGUGCCCGAGAAAUUCAAGGUCGUGUUCCAGCGCGCGGGGGAGUCGCUGGGCUAG
Messenger RNA from Fonsecaea monophora, 1971 nucleotides. RefSeq lists its product as hypothetical. Lineage: Eukaryota; Fungi; Ascomycota; Eurotiomycetes; Chaetothyriales; Herpotrichiellaceae. Gene Ontology annotation, molecular function: magnesium ion binding; carboxy-lyase activity; thiamine pyrophosphate binding. The transcript has a single exon. The coding region runs from base 1 to 1971 and encodes 656 amino acids. The record is from RefSeq and is a predicted model, not a curated record.